Messenger RNA from Penicillium diatomitis, 1563 nucleotides. It is a transcript of the gene dbp8, whose product is annotated as ATP-dependent RNA helicase DBP8. The record is from RefSeq and is a predicted model, not a curated record. The transcript is spliced from 2 exons. Bases 1 to 1563 code for a protein of 520 amino acids. Lineage: Eukaryota; Fungi; Ascomycota; Eurotiomycetes; Eurotiales; Aspergillaceae. Gene Ontology annotation, molecular function: ATP binding; RNA helicase activity; nucleic acid binding.
AUGGCGCGGUCUAACAGUGAGUCGCAGUCCGAGGGCGGUUAUAGCUCGGAUCGCUCAGAUACCGAGAGACGUGAGAUCGAAGACCGCGCACCCAAGCGACGUCGUCUCUCCGAACAGGACGAAGACGAUGACUUUACCGCGCCGGCGCCGCUCCCCACACUUUCCCGAAUCAAAAAGAAAGAUGAGGUCCAGAAUUCCGAACCUGCAAGGGAAGAAGAGCCUGUGACUAUCCGUGAGGCUCUUGAGAUAGGUCUCCGAGCAGAAGCAUCGACAUUUGGCGCUCUGAAUGUGUCACCAUGGCUCGUUGGAUCUUUAACGACGAUGGCAAUCCGACGACCGACUGCUAUUCAGAAGGCUUGUAUUCCGGAAAUUCUUAAGGGUCGGGAUUGUAUUGGUGGUAGCCGAACUGGUUCAGGAAAGACCAUGGCAUUUGCUGUUCCUAUCAUUCAGAAGUGGGCUCAAGAUCCGUUUGGUGUAUUUGCUGUGGUUUUGACGCCAACGAGAGAGUUGGCGCUUCAGAUCUUUGAACAGUUCAAAGCCAUUUCUGCACCCCAGAGCAUGAAACCGAUCCUCAUCACUGGAGGUACCGAUAUGCGUCAGCAGGCGAUCGAGCUCGCUUCGCGGCCACAUGUCGUCAUUGCAACCCCCGGUCGACUGGCUGAUCAUAUCAAGUCAUCUGGACAAGACACGAUCGCUGGUCUGCGUCGGGUGAAGAUGGUGGUACUCGAUGAGGCCGACCGACUGCUCGCCAGUGGACAAGGCAGCAUGCUUCCCGACGUGGAGACCUGUCUGUCAGCUGUGCCUCCUUCAUCCGAACGUCAAACUCUCCUCUUUACAGCCACUUUGACAGCCGAAGUCCGCGCAUUGAGAUCAUUGCCUCGCUCUGCGGAUAAGCCUCCCGUCUUUGUGACGGAGAUUUCGACCGAAAACCAAGGCAGCAUUCCACCCACCCUCAAACAAACAUAUCUUAAAGUGCCCAUGACGCAUCGAGAGGCGUUCCUACAUGCCUUGAUAUCCACCGAACAAAAUAUCUCCCGACCUGCCAUUAUCUUCUGCAACCACACCAAAACCGCGGACUUGCUCGAGCGUACCCUGCGUCGUCUCGGGCACCGCGCUACUUCUCUCCACAGUUUACUCCCCCAAUCCGAGCGAACUUCGAACCUGGCUCGCUUCCGCGCGGCCGCUGCCCGUAUUCUCGUUGCCACGGACGUUGCAUCCCGUGGUCUGGAUAUUCCCAUCGUCAGCUUGGUUAUCAACUUUGACGUGCCUCGCAACCCCGAUGACUAUGUUCACCGUGUGGGUCGUACAGCUCGCGCGGGACGAACUGGUGAAGCAGUGACCUUGGUAGGACAACGUGAUGUGGAGCUUGUGCUUGCUAUUGAGAAGCGCGUGGGCCGAGAGAUGGUCGAGUGGACCGAGGAAGAUGUCAACCUCGAGAGUCGGGUAACGAGAACCACAAUGCUCAAGGAUGUAGGCUCGGCCAAGCGUGAAGCUGCCGGUGAAAUCGAAGAGGGUCGUGACGUUCUGGGUCGCAAGCGCAACAAGUUGAAGAAGGUCCGGUGA